AUGGCCUUGGACCAGGCUGGCGAGAAUGUCAAAAAGAAAGUACUACAAGAAAGUGAACCCAUGGACUACAUAGAAAAUAGUAACAAAAGAGUGAUAAAAAGCCUCGAAGUCUCUGAAGAAUCUAACAACGAACUAGACACUGAAUGGGAAUUGUCUGACUUUGCCUUCCAAGAGAUUAUACACCAGUUCGGCCAACCUGAUAUAGAUAUGUUCGCUUCCAGAAUCAACGCUAAGUGCCCCAGGUACUGUGCCUGGGAUAGGGACCCCGAAGCAUGGGCCAUUAACGCUUUUACAAUCCCUUGGUCGGCCCUUUAUUGGUACGCCUUCCCCCCCUUCUCAUGUAUCACUCGGUUCCUCAAAAAGGAAACUCGUCCACCCGCUGGCCUCGUCACUUUCCCUGGUGGCAGGGCGUUUAUCAGGCAGGCAUUGCUGCGGCGAGGUCUAAGUGCAGACAUGGUGGACCUUAUGGUCACUUCAGUGGCGGAGAAUACACUCAAACAGUAUAGCUCGGCGCUCAAGGUGUGGUGGAAUUUCUGCAGAGACCAUUCAGCGGACCCUUAUUUGCCCAAGAUCCAAACACUGUUGGACUGUCUCACCAAAAAAUUCAAAGAAGGAGCGGCUUAUGGUACCCUCUCUUCCAUGAGGACAGCGGUUGCUCUAAUAAUGCCUCCAGACCCCCAGGGCGCGGACUUUUUAAAUAGGUUUUUUAAGGGCGUCUUUAGAAAUAGGCCUACGACCCCAAAAUACAAUACAACUUGGGAUGUAGACAUAGUAUUGGCAAAACUUGAGGCCUGGUAUCCUCUCGAAUCCUUAGAUCUGCGCACCCUGACCCUGAAAUUAACAAUGUUGUUAGCAUUGGGUUCGGUCUUCAGAGUUCAAUCUCUGUCCCUUAUUAAGCUGGAAGGAAUUAAGUCUAGGGAGGACUCAGUAGAAAUUAGAAUCCCUGACUUAAUCAAGACAUCCAAACCGGGAGCAAAGCAGCCUUUCGCGUGUUUCUUACCGUUCGACAACAAGGCGCUUUGCAUAGCUUCCACCAUUAUGUUUUAUAUAGAAAAGACCAGUCUUAUUCGCGGUUCAUCCAGCCAGCUGCUGAUCUCUUUCCACCCCCCCUAUAAACCGGUAUCCACAAAUACAAUUAGUCGAUGGUUGAAGACGGUACUUAAAGAUGCAGGAGUAGAUAAAUCUUUCUCUGCUCACUCCACUAGACAUGCUUCUACCUCAAAGGCUGGUGCCAAGGGGAUUAGCAUUGAGAUUAUCAAACAGGAUGCGGACUGGUCGAACAAUUCAAAUACCUUUAAUAGAUUUUAUAACAGACCUCUAGAUUUGACACGAGGAGUUUUUGCUACGUCGGUUUUAGACAAUCACACUAGAACUCGAUCUACUUAA
This is a messenger RNA of Copidosoma floridanum, 1386 nucleotides long. RefSeq lists its product as uncharacterized. Lineage: Eukaryota; Metazoa; Arthropoda; Insecta; Hymenoptera; Encyrtidae. The record is from RefSeq and is a predicted model, not a curated record. Gene Ontology annotation, molecular function: DNA binding. Gene Ontology annotation, biological process: DNA recombination; DNA integration.